Messenger RNA from Neoarius graeffei (lesser salmon catfish), 5385 nucleotides. RefSeq names its product CCR4-NOT transcription complex, subunit 7 (gene cnot7). Gene Ontology annotation, molecular function: poly(A)-specific ribonuclease activity; nucleic acid binding. The transcript has 5 exons. NCBI's taxonomy places the organism in Eukaryota, Metazoa, Chordata, Actinopteri, Siluriformes, Ariidae. Gene Ontology annotation, cellular component: CCR4-NOT complex; CCR4-NOT core complex; P-body. The record is from RefSeq and is a predicted model, not a curated record. The coding region runs from base 3797 to 4339 and encodes 180 amino acids.
GUUAAAAGUUUUCUCGAUAAUAUCAUGGAAGAAUUUUAUUUUGUGUUGCUAGAAUUUUGCUAUAAAAUGAGCGUUCUCUUGUCGUGGUUCACUCGGUCAUUGUUAUCAUUUUAACACGUGUAUUACCAUUUCGCUUCUCGGAGCGCCAGCAAAAUUAUAUGAUAGAAGCAGUCCAGACUGGGCACCCACUCAGAAAAUGGGCUAUGUUUUGUCCAAGGUCAGACUUGAUUCUUCGGCAGCCAAACCAGAUAGAACGCGAUAUCUGGGUACUCGAUGGUCGGUAGAAGCGUCUUCAGAAAAGUCUGACUUUUUUCAAUAAUAUGGGUCAAAACCACACACAUCUAUCUUCUCUUUGUAUCAAAUAUUCACUCGACCGUUCAAAUCAUGGUAAUCCUGAGAAAUUCAGCAUUGUUUACAGACACGCUUUCAGCGGCUGCCAUCCUGGUUGCUUUGUAUAUCCACCACCAUGGCGGAUGCUUGUGACGUAGCAUAUUUUGAUCACGUGGUUGCAAGUCAUCUAUUAGCUUAUCAUACAUGUAUUACGUCACUCUACCCAGUGGAGAAUGAGCAUUGAAUAUGGUUUAAUGUUGCAUGGUUGUCAAGACAACAUGACGUCACACAUCAGAGCCGAUGCAAAUAUUCAGUGAGAGUUUUCUGCUGCGCAUGUGCAGAAGCAUUUCUUUAUUCGCCAGGAAAGAGAAAGACGCGCUGAGUACCCAAAAGGCUACCAGAACUUCAUUAUAUAUUCUUCACGCAUAUGUACAAGAGAAAAACAUGCCAACGGACAAUGAGAAUCUGGAAAAGAGACGCGUCGGAGAUGUAAAACUUCCGCGCUAGUGACUGACUGACAGUUUGUAAACAAACAUGGCCACCAAGUUCGCUUCAUUAAAGACCGAAGAUUUUGAGAGAAUUUUGGAAGAGAAAGACGCGUUGAACACCCAAAAGGAAGUAUGUAUAAUAAUAAUAUCAGCUGGCUUUUUUUUUUUGUGGUAUAUCAGAUAUAUUCCAUUCGGCUAGCGUGAUAUCGAACGAGUCGAAGAUAGACCACUCAACGCCAGCCAAUAUUAUUGAAAUAUGUCAGUCAGGUCUGUGAUGCAUUUCGUCUGAAAAAUACAGGUUUUUUUCAACACGGGAAGAUAAACUUCAUGUCUUCAAGCCAACGUGCGAUUUUUUUUAUUAUUAUUUUUUUAUUAUUAUUAUUAUUAUUAUAUAGACACAUUCCCAGACAAAAAGUACCCAAUUUUAUCAGAACAAUUUAUCAAUUUCCUCACAAGUGACAUUGAAAAAUGUCCUGGAUGUAGUUCAUAUAAAAAAAAAAUACAGCUGGUGUAUUUCCCAGUAAAACAAACACACGCGCACACGUGUGUAUUUAUUUAUUUAUUUAUUAUUAUUAUUAUUAUUUAUUUAUUUUUAAUCCACCUUUUGGUGAAGUAGCUUCAUUUCAUACUGGGUUUUUUUGUUUGUUUGUUUUGUUUUUUUAAUGACAUGUCCCCUGGGACCUCAGAUCGGGCCUUGACAACAAGAACAGCAAAACAUUGUCUCCCUAUAGAAAAAGCAGUACUGUUAGUUAUUAGGGAUCGACCAAUGUUUUUUUCAGGGCCGAUACCUAUUAUUAUGGAAUUGGGAUGCCGAUAACCGAUAUGUGCAACCGAUAAAUGUAAACAUUAUAAUUCACCUGAAAUUAAACAUAGCACACACUGACACAGACCUUCAUAUCCAUGAAAUGUAUGUUUAAUUGUAAAAUUGAACAUGAAAUUUUGUGCAGGGAGAUGCCAGCAGCAUUUGUACAAUAAAGUCAAACAUUAGUUAGAAUAAAAUGAGAAAUAAAAUAAUAAUAAAAUAAAUAUUCACCAAUAAAAAAAUAAAUCGCUCCCUACUAUAUUACAGCUCACCAUUUUCAGUGGAAAAUAAAUGAAAAUACACUCUGGAUUCUUUUACACUAAGAACUAAGUAAGACUUACCAACUUCAAAUAGUUUUUAAAUAACAAAUCAAGUGUAGGGAGCUGCCUGCAGCAUUUUUUAAAAAGUAAAAUCAAACAUAAAGUAGGCUCUCACUCCCUAUUAUGUAACAACUUAACAAGUAACCAUCUACAUUCUAAUGCUUUUAAUGCCCGAGCCUAAUAUUCCCAAUUUAGGAGGAUUGUAUUGUAGUGAAGGAAGCAUCACAUGUAGUUUCAGCGAGACUAGUUGGUUGUAGGCUAAUUCAAGUGCUUCCUUCCGUAAGCUAAGUUUGCCUGGCUACACAGAUGCAAAUGGACAAUUUUAACGAGUAGUAGAUGAAGAGUGUAAACAUAUAAUGAUGUUGUGCUUUUGCAACUUGUGUGUUUGUGACUUAUUGCGGCAAAAGCAGCAUGUCCUUACCUUGAAGUGGGAUCUGCUUCUGCCCGAGUGCCCAUACGGCCGCCUUGAAACAGUUCACAGCGUUUAGCUAUGCGUGUUGAUUGGCUGUAUCCCUUGUGCCGCUUCUGCCCGAGUGCCCGUACGGCCGCCUUGAAACAGUUCACAGCGUUUAGCUACACGUGCCGAUUGGCUAUAUCUCUUGUGCCAAACAAAUCAGAUGUUGUGGUGGGCGGGACCGUGUUCUUGGACUCAGAGAGGCGAGUGCAGGAAAGGACGUGCAGUGACAGUCGCGUUAGGAACGAAAUGGCUGCAAAAAGGCAUGUUAUUGGCAUAUCGGUGCAAAUUAUGGCUGAUACCGAUAACCCUAAAAAUGCAGAAUAUCGGCCCGAUAUAUCGGCCAGGCCGAUUAUCGGUCGACCCCUAUUAGUUAUAGUGUGUAUGACUAUGUUAAAUAUAUAAAACAUACAAAUGAUCAGAUUUUUAAAAAAAAGAGAAAAAUUCCAGAAUUUAUGGAGUCUUGGACAAUAGAAAAACAUGCGGCUGAGGUUGCAAGAGGAACUGUGGGAUAUAUCACAUUGGUCUGCAAUAUUUGGAUAGAUGACCGAGAUUUUGAAAAGUUAACUCUGUGCAAUAGCUUGAAUUGUAGAAGUUGUAGCCUUGCACAAGGUGUACAUGAACGUAUUACGCGCACAGCUUCAUCCCACUGCUGACCUGUUCCAUCUACCCCAGCUCCUACUCCCAAGCAGUUCUAGUUUUACCAACAGAAUGAGUGUCAAAAGACAUGAGUUGUUCAUAUAUCUUGGAUGCGAGUGAUUUCUGAUGGGAUUUUAGGGUCAGAAUGGAGGGAAAUACAGAGGAGGCGCAGGGCCUAACUUGAAUGCAGCAGCACAAGUGGGAUCUCAGCAAAUUAAAGUCUGAUAGAUCUGAAAUUGUCAUUUUUAAUAUUUGGAUGCACUGCCUUUGCAGUCAAAGGCUUUCUGGAGUCUGGAACCCAUAGACAUUACCAGAUGCUGGGUUUCUUCCCUGGUCAUGCUCUGCCAGGUCUUUACUGCAUCCGUCUUCAGUUCCUGCUUGUUCUUGGGGCGUGUUGCUGUCAGCAAUUGAAAUACAUGUGUAAUUUGAGUCAUGUCAGGGACUGAUUUUGACCAUUGUACAGCAUUCCACUACUUCACCUUGGACUGCUUUCAAAGUUUGCUUUGGGUCCUUGUUCAUUUCCAGUGUGAAGUGCCAUCCAGGGAGUUCUUGAGCAUUUGGCUGACUUUGAGCAGAUAAUAUAGCCCUAAACGCUUCAGAAUUCAUCUUUCUGCUUUUGUCAGCAGUAUCAUCAAUAAACGGAAAGGAAGCAGUUCUAUCGGCAGCCAUACUGUCCACACCAUAAGAUGUGAUGGUACGCUUUGGAUCAUGAGCAGUUUCUUCCCUUCUUCACACUCCUCACUUCUCAUCAUUCAGGGAAGAUAUGUAUGCACAAGAUUCAAUUGAGCUACUGACUACAUCAGGUAUCCAGUUCAAAAAGCAUGAAGAAGAAGGCAUCGAGACACUAUAUUUUGCGGAGCUCCUCAUGACUUCAGGUGUGGUGCUCUGCGAAGGGGUCAAGUGGCUGUCGUUCCAUAGCGGCUACGACUUUGGAUACUUGAUCAAAAUCUUGUCCAACUCCAAGCUGCCAGAGGAAGAAGUUGACUUCUUUGAAAUUCUUCGUUUAUUUUUCCCCAUUAUCUAUGAUGUGAAAUACCUCAUGAAGAGCUGUAAAAACCUAAAGGGUGGCCUGCAGGAGGUAGCUGAGCAGCUGGAGCUGGAGAGGAUUGGGCCUCAGCAUCAGGCAGGCUCAGACUCUCUCCUCACAGGAAUGGCAUUCUUUAAGAUGAGAGAGAUGUUUUUUGAGGAUCAUAUUGAUGAUGCUAAGUACUGUGGUCAUUUAUACGGACUGGGCUCCGGUUCAUCCUACGUCCAGAAUGGCACCGGCAACGCCUAUGAAGAGGAGGCCAACAAGCAGCAGUCAUGACACAACAAGAACCAGUUCACGAUAAAGAACUUCACCUGCAGGGCUUAAAACUUGGGUUUUUUAGUUUUUCAUGAGACAUUCAAUAGGAAUUUGCACUUUAAAGCUCGAACGAGACUCUUGGUUUUAGAUGAAAAGCUAAAAAACUUCCUCCACUUUGUUGCCUUCUCUGUUAACCUUUUGUCACAACACAUUCCUCUUUUAUCAUAAGAGACAAGGAAAAAAAAUGGGUGUUUUAUUUUCCCCCUGCAAAGCUCAGCCUUAAGCUACAUUUUAUUUUUUUAAAUCAUUAAUUUAUUGCAUACUUUCACAUGCUUUAAGUGGCACACAGACUAUUUCAACAACAACAAAAAAACAACAGUACGCCAGUUACCUACACGUACAGUUGUUCCCUGAUCCAAGGAGUACCAUGUCGAUAUCACAACCUGCAGUAGCUUGAGACAGAAGGAGCGAGAGACAGUCACACAGUGGAAGAUCCUGGCACUUAAUGGCACGAGUGAAGCCUUGCACUGAUUUUACUUUUAUGUUGGGCUAACAUAGGUUUUACCACAAAAUAGGAGUGAUGCAUAACUGCCACUACUUGAUUGAACGGAGGUCACCUCUUCUGUAUCAAGACUGUCUUCAUUUCAUUUUAAAAAGUGACUUAAAGGUUUUGUAGUAUUUUAGUAUAAAAUCAAAGCCUUUUAUUCAUUGUGCUUCUUAAAAAAAUCUUAGCCAACUCGAGUACUCGGUCAGUGGAAUUGGAUUUACCUGUAGAACUGGUUUUUCAUUCAUGCCCGUUUUGUGCUGUUUGGGUUUUGUUUUGUGUUUACGGUUGUAGAUCAGCUGCAUGUACUGAUAGCGUUUGAAUAAAUGCUGCGUUGAGUCAUGGUCUGAGCUUUUACAGAGGUGUGUGAACUGCAUGGACACUGCUUUUCUUUCUGUUGAACGUCACCUGGCCAGUUUUCUUCACCAAUGUGUAGAAUGUUCAUGUUGAGAAUAUGCAAUAACAAAGGUGACUGUUUUUAGAGCUUUUGUAAAUAAAGGCCAGAUUUUCUAUCCGCUGCAAA